AUGGACCACUAUGACCCUCAAACCGCAGACAUGAUCAACAAGGCACAUGACGUCGUCAUGUUUAACCAAAUCGACACACUCCUCCCCAAGGCCGACAAACUCACCCUCGAGGCCGGAAGCCGUGCCAUCAUGCGCGUUCUUGACGGCUCUAUUGGCCUCUCCGAUCGAGAAUACGACAUUCUGGUGUUUUACCACAAUACUCUGCCCACCCAGGAACGCUACGAUCUGCUGGUCAAGCAGGCGCACGACGUGCGCAUCACCCGUUACAAGGACGCGUGGACCCAGGCCGACAAGAAGCUGAUCCGCCUCGCGUGCGAGGCCAUUACCCAGGAGGCGAGUGCGGUGGGGGAAGAACUUGACAGAUUUGUCAAUAAGGAGGAGCAGGAGAUCAUUGACGCCGACUACAAGCUCAACGUCCCCAAUGCGGAUGCUUCUCGGAUUGCUACGCCGCCGCGCCGGAGUCUGAAUCCUCAGCCUUCUUCAGCUGCCCAGGCCAGAGCUGCCCCCUAUCGUGACGCCCGGCCUUUGUCUGGAUCACAGAGCGUCCCCCACUGUUCCACCCCGAAGCCCACAUCGCUAUUCAGUUUUUUGCCACAGGCCAGCCAAGGCAGGUCGGCCGUCUCGACUGCUUCUGCCUCGCCAUCAGUCGUCGAGAGUAUUGCUGCUCUGUCAGACCUCGGCUCACACGCCAAUAAGUCGCUCUCCCAACUUCCCCCAGCGGUGUCCUCCAAGAUUGAGUCCUUCAUGCUCAAUCAUCCCAAGACGUUCCCAAAGCUUGAUUCUCCGGCCGUCAUGAGGACCGCUCGCGGUAGCAUCCCUCGACUCCAGGAGUUUCCUCGUCUUCCCAGUUUCAACGAGCUUCACUUCGAUGACUUGCCAGAGACAGUUGCUGAUCUGGAUGCCGAGAUGCAGGCGAGGAUCGUGGACCAUUCCACUUUGAUGCAGUACUUGGUCAACAAUGAUGCUUUGCUGUGGAAGCUGAAGAUGAAGAAGAACAUGUUGGUUAAGAAGCCUGAGGCAGACAUCUGA
Fusarium vanettenii 77-13-4 is the source of this 1029-nucleotide messenger RNA. RefSeq lists its product as uncharacterized. The transcript has a single exon. Bases 1 to 1029 code for a protein of 342 amino acids. The record is from RefSeq and is a predicted model, not a curated record. Lineage: Eukaryota; Fungi; Ascomycota; Sordariomycetes; Hypocreales; Nectriaceae.